Vigna umbellata (rice bean) is the source of this 4591-nucleotide messenger RNA. The record is from RefSeq and is a predicted model, not a curated record. Lineage: Eukaryota; Viridiplantae; Streptophyta; Magnoliopsida; Fabales; Fabaceae.
CAAAAUUUUCUUACUGCUUCACCUUCUCAUAUUCAGUCAUGGAAUCGUCACUCUCUCUCUCAGUGCAUGGCCGAGAGAAACGAGAAAGAGAAGACACAGAAUCGGCUGAUCAAAAAGGCAAAGAAGCUAUAGAAAGUGCACUCUCAAUGGGUAUACACCUUCAUAUCAAGGAGAAGAAGAUUACACGUGAUCUUCUUCCAUUGGCCCGAAGUUAUCAACUUGAAGCAUUGGACAAAGCUAUCCGAGAGAAUACCAUUGUGUACUUGGAGACUGGUUCGGGCAAAACUUUGAUAGCCAUCAUGCUUCUUCGCAGCUAUGCGCAUCACCUACGAAAGCCUUCUCCUUUCAUUGCAGUGUUCUUGGUUCCCCAAGUUGUGUUGGUCGCUCAACAAGCUGAAGUUGUGAAAAUGCAUACCGAUUUGAAAGUGGGUGUGUAUUGGGGAGAAAUGGGAGUGGACUUCUGGGAUGCAGCGACAUGGAAACAAGAAAUGGAUAAACACGAGGUGCUUAUCAUGACUCCUGUAAUAUUGCUCAAUUGUUUGAGGCACAGCUUUCUCAAACUGAAUAUGAUUAAGGUUUUGAUAAUGGAUGAAUGCCAUCAUGCUAGGGGUAAUCACCCUUAUGCCCGCAUCAUGACUGAGUUUUAUCAUCACCAGUUACAAUCUGGUAGCUCUGACCUCCCUCGAAUUUUUGGUAUGACUGCAUCUCCAAUUAAGGCGAAAGUUGGAAAAUCUGAAUCAUCCUUGUCAGAGAAUAUUCGGAAACUAAUGACUCUAAUGCAUUCAAAGGUAUAUACAUGUGCAAGUGAAGCUGUCAUCACUGAGUUCAUACCAACGUCAACACCAAAAUUGAAGUUUUACAAUGACAAUGGAAAUCAAUUUGUAUUAUUUGAAGAAAUAGCGUCUAAGCUCAAGAUGUUAAAAAAUCAGCAUGAACUCACUCUAGAAAGUUCAGAUUUCACUAGAUCAGCUGCUGAGUCUGCACAAAAAAGAAUAACAAAGAUGUUUGGUGCUUUGAUAUUUAGUCUGGGCGAGCUUGGUGUUUGGUUGGCUUUGAAGGCUGCUGAUUCUUUAUCUUCUAGUGAAUUUGACUCGUUUUCAUGGGGACACUGUGGGGAUAAAGUUGCUAAAAACUUUAUUUUGGCCUGUAUAGACACACUAAAAAGUUACUUGCAAUGUGAUGCUAAGUGGUCUAUAGGUGACAAUAUUAAAUUCGACUUGGAGAUGGGGCUGUUGACCUCCAAAGUUUGCUGUCUUAUAGACUCUAUACUUGAUUACAGGGUUUUGAGAGACAUGAGAUGCAUAAUUUUUGUUGAAAGGAUCAUUACCGCCAUUGUACUUGAAGAUUUAUUCAAUACCUUGCUUCCAAAGUACAAUAGCUGGAAGACUAAAUUCAUUGCAGGACACAACUUUGGAUUGAAAAAUCAGUCAAGGAAUAAACAGAAUGAAAUUGUGGAAGAAUUUCGAAUGGGAUUGGUCAACAUUAUUGUUGCAACAUCAAUUCUUGAAGAAGGCUUAGAUGUUCAAAGUUGCAAUUUAGUUAUUAGAUUUGAUCCAUCUCCUACAGUGUGCAGUUUCAUACAGUCCCGAGGCCGUGCUAGAAUGAAAAAUUCAGACUAUAUAUUAAUGGUUGAGAGAGGGGAUUCAGCUACACGUUCUCGACUUGAGAAAUACCUUGCUAGUGUGGAUAUUAUGAGGAAGGAGUCCUUGAGACAUUCUUCCCUUCCAUGCGACUCUUUUGAAGCUGAUGAAUUUGACAAGGAAGCUUAUCAUGUUGCAAGCACUGGAGCCAUUGCAAAUCUUAGUUCUAGCAUCAGUUUGAUAUACUUUUACUGCUCACGCCUCCCUGCAGAUGGGUUAGUUAGUUCAUUGCUUCCCCCAUGGCUUUUCUUCCUUCAUUUUAAGAACUUAAGAUAUACUUUCUUUUUGCAUCAUUGCUUCCCCCAUUGCAAAUCUUGUUCUUUUUCAUUUAUACCAUUAGAUUACUCUCUCAGAUACUUUAAACCGACUCCAAGGUGGGACAAAGAAACUGGAACGUUGUGUCUUCCAAAGAGCUGUCCUCUGCAAUCUAUUCGCGUAGUUGGUGACAAAAAACUCUUAAAGAAUAUCGCAUGCCUUGAAGCUUGCAAACAACUUCAUAAGAUAGGAGCUCUGACUGAUAAUCUUGUUCCUGAUAUUGUCAUUCAGGCAGCAGAGGUUGAAGAAUUUGGAAAUGAACCUUAUGAUGCUAUCCAACCAACUUACGUCCCAUUUGGAUUGGUAAAUUGUGUAUCAACUAAUAAUGACACAACAUACCAUUGUUAUUUGAUGGAACUCAGUCAAAAUUUUAGCUAUGAUCUCUGUGUGCAAGAUAUUUUUCUUGCUAUGAGAAUUGAGCUUGAUCCAGAAAUUGUGUGCUCCCAAUUUGAUAUGGGUUUUGACAGAGGUAGUGUGUCUGUAAAGUUAAAAUACAAAGGGACCAUGAAUCUUUCGCAAGAUGAGGUUCUUUUGUGUAAAAAUUUCCAGGUCACGUUGCUUAGAAUUCUCAUACAUCAUGAUAUGAACGAGUUGCCAAUUGGUUUGGACAAAAGCUAUCUGCAAGAUAAUGUUGGUAUUGACUAUCUUUUGCUUCCAGUUGUUUGGGAAGGGGAGAUACCACUUGUUAAUUGGUUAGCUAUCAAAUCUGUAAAUGCAUCUAAUAUUACGUGCAAGUGUCAUCAACCCCACAUUAGGACAAAAAGUGGUCUAGUUUGCACUUGUAAACUACAGGAUGCAUUGGUUUGCAAUUCCCAUGCUAGUGGUAAGAAUUAUUUCUAUAUCACCUCUGGUGUAAUGGAAUUAGAUGGAAACUCGCCUUUGGAACUAAGGGCCGGUGGAUUCACAACGUACAAAAAUUAUUAUGAACAACAUCACGGUAUAUCAUUGCAAUUUGAACAUCAGCAGCUUCUUAAAGCAAGACACAAUUUUCAGGCUAAAAAUUAUUGUGAUGGACGCCAACAGAGGAAAGAAGGAGAAGCAAGCAAGGCCUUUGUUGAAUUACCUCCUGAACUGUGUUCUAUAAUCAUGUCUCCAAUAAAAGAUAGUAUCAUUUAUACCUUCUCAUUUAUUCCAUCAAUCAUGCAUCGGAUUGAAUCAUUGCUUGGAGCUUUCAACUUAAAAAAGAUGCAUUUGGAUCAUUGCGCGCAGAAUGAAACUCAAAUAAUGAAGGUGUUAGAGGCAAUAACUUCUAAAAGAUGCAAGGAGUCCUUCCAUUACGAAUCUCUAGAGACUCUGGGAGAUUCUUUUUUAAAAUAUGCUGCGAGUCAGAAACUUUAUCAAACCUAUGAAAGUGACCAUGAAGGUCUGCUAAGUGUUAGAAGGGGAAAGAUGAUUUCUAACGCUGCACUCUGCAGGUUAGGCUGCAGUUCAGGCCUUCCGGGUUUCAUACGAAAUGAACCAUUUGAUCCUCAUUCCUGGAUAAUUCCUGGUGAUAAAUCUGGGAGUUUUAAAAUAGAAGAGUUGAUGAUCAAAGGGAAACAAAUUUAUAUUUCUGGAAAAAGAAAAUUAAAACGAAAGCUUAUCGCUGAUGUAGUUGAGGCACUAAUUGGUGCCUUCCUAAUCACUGGUGGUGAGAAGGCUGCAUUGUUGUUCAUGGAUUGGGUUGGUAUUAAAGUGAAUUUUAAUAAAGUACCCUAUGAGAGGAACUUUGACAUUCAACCAGAGAAACUGAUAAAUGUCAGCCAUUUAGAAUCACAACUGAAUUACUCAUUCCAUGACAGUACUCUUUUAGUGGAAGCUCUGACCCAUGGUUCUUACAUGUUGCCUGAAGUUCCUAGAUGUUAUCAGAGACUAGAAUUUCUUGGAGAUUCAGUAUUGGAUUAUCUGAUUACUUGGCACUUGUACGAAAAAUAUCCUGGCAUGUCACCUGGGCAGUUAACUGACAUGAGAGCAGCUUCUGUGAAUAACGAUUGUUAUGCAUGGUCUGCCAUUAAGCAUGGUUUGCACAAACAUGUACUCCAUACCUCACCAGAACUGCAUAAGCAUAUUUCUAUAUCACUAAACAGUUUUGAUAAGUUGUCUUCAUCCUCAACUUUUGGGUACGAGUCAGAGACAUCAUUUCCUAAGGUGCUUGGAGACAUUAUAGAGUCUUUGGCUGGAGCGAUUCUAGUUGAUUCAGGAUACAAUAAAGAGGUUGUGUGGGAAAGCAUAAGGCCACUUUUGGAACCUCUUGUCACACCAGAUACAUUGAAGCUCCACCCCAUCAGAGAGUUGCAAGAAUUGAUACAAAAAAGAAAUUAUAAUAUUAUACAAAAGGAUGUGAAGCGAAAAGAUGGAGUGACCACUUAUAUAAUGGAGGUAGAAGCUGAUGGAAUCAUUCAUCACUAUGAAUAUCUCGGUCAUGCUCUUAAGGACACAGCCAAGAAGAUAGUCUACAAGGAAAUUUUGAAUUCCUUGAAGGAAGAAAAGUUAUAAUAGGAUUUGCUACACAACUUUUUAUUGAUUAACCGAUCAUUUAGGUUGAUGUGGAAAAUAAUAUUUUGGCACCUCUUACACUUGUUUGACACCUUUAUUUUCACUUUAAAAAAAACUGGGUCAAAUCAGUGUAAGUGGUGUUGAUAUAUUAUUGCUUUUGU